This is a messenger RNA of Topomyia yanbarensis, 11976 nucleotides long. It is a transcript of the gene Dhc16F, whose product is annotated as dynein axonemal heavy chain 6. Gene Ontology annotation, cellular component: dynein complex. Gene Ontology annotation, molecular function: dynein light intermediate chain binding; ATP binding; ATP hydrolysis activity. The transcript is spliced from 17 exons. Gene Ontology annotation, biological process: microtubule-based movement. Lineage: Eukaryota; Metazoa; Arthropoda; Insecta; Diptera; Culicidae. Bases 29 to 11836 code for a protein of 3935 amino acids. The record is from RefSeq and is a predicted model, not a curated record.
AUACAGUUUACUAACCGGCUUUAAGAUAAUGGAAAAACGGAAGGUUAAAGCUAAUUUGGCCAAACCGAAAACUAUAUUUAAGUUGCCGAGCAUAACUAAUGAUGAUAGGAAAAAACGAAUUGCGGCACGAACAAUGCAACUUCAUCAAACAACGCCCAUCAAUAUUGAGGAGCUUAUCGAGAAAAAGAUUAGGAAGUUACGAGACAACAGUUUUAUUUUUCUUACUUAUGCUUUUCCUAGAAGUAGUGAACACUUUGGAGCAUAUAAAUUCUUGGAGGUUCCAUUUUCCAAGGUCGAUAAGCACGAGUACUUCACCGUCAGUCGGCAUGGUGUCACAUACUGGAGCGAUGCAGAGAAUCACUUCAGUCCACUAGACGCUUGGUUAGUGGACUACGCAAAGUAUAAAACACUGUCGAAGCUUAAUUUCUUCCGAUAUUAUCGCUAUGCAAAAGCUUUUCGGCAGUGGCGCCAAAAUAUAAAAUGGGAAAAGUAUGAAAGUGCGCGGCAAACGCUGUCUUCCAGUCUGUUUCUAGUGAUGCCGCGGCUGGCGCAAGCACUGCUGUACAUGCGGGAGCAGUACAUGCAAUUGGUACAUUUUCGUUAUUUUGAUGUAUCAGUAACGGAAAACUGGCACUUGCCGUACUUUGUGGAGACCCAAAUGGCCACUUUCGAACAGGUUCGCGAUCUGCUGAUUAAACUAAACAAGAAAUUGAGAGAAGUGCUAUUUGUUGCAUGCUCCAACACUCUCGUGGAUCGAGGAUAUUCACCGCACGAUGAAGCACUAAAUUGUCCUAACAAAAAGAAAAUGAAAGAUGUUAUGAGUUUUACAGAACGAGCAAACAAACGAAAACUGUGCGCACUUUUGGCAAGGUUUUUAGGAUACGUUGAUCACAUGAUGAUAAAUUUGUUGCAUCAAAUCCUGAGCGAAUCAUUUCGUAAUUUAUCGAACGUCUUCAACCGCUACAACACUGACAAGCUAAAUGAAAAUCCUCCUUUCAUGAAUGUUGAGUUGCUUCUGAAAUCGACCGGUAUUGCCGUCGAUCCUUCGAGAGAAAUUGCUGUUUCAUUCCUGCAUCAAAUGUGCACUAUGGUGGACGAAUCUGCUAGAAGUAUUGAGAGGUUUCAAAGUGAUCCACAUUUUACACUAUUUACCGAGCCAGUCAUCAUGGGACGUCAAGAAGAUCGUUUGUGUGGAAAUCCUCCUAGUUUUGACUUCAUAAUAGAACAUGACUACGAGCUGCUUGAGAAUAUGAAAUCCAUCAACGUCAAUAUCAACAAAGCAUUCGAUUUGGUUGAUCAAUACAUACUACAGUUCGAUAAGGUCAGAGAUAACUUCCAAGAGGCACUAUUGAUGGACCGAAACAUAAUUCGAAAUGAAACUAAUUUGAGCAAACUGCAGGUUUUCUGUGAGCGCUAUAAUACCGAAAUGGCCGCGUUGGAGAACAUACAGGAGUCUCAACAUUUGGGAUUAUUGCAAGUCAAACAAGCAACAUUUCGUGAAGAGAUUAUUCCUGUGUGUCAAGAUUUAUUAUCAGUACUUGACGAGACUUUACCAAAACUUGCUUUGGAAAAAAUUAACUACGUCGAACAAAAAGGAGAAGAAAUUUCGACUAAACUUUUAAUAAUUCCCGAAGAGACGAACCACUACAUUUAUUAUUUUAACUUUCUUGAAAUGUGCCACGAGCACGUUGAGAACUUGGAAAAAGAGUUAAACUAUGCUUAUGAGGCUUUAAAAAUAAUGAAAAUUCACAGAGUGCCUUUUAGAGACGAAGAUAAGGAUAAAUAUUUAGAUAUGGAAGAGUUGGUGGUGCACAUAACGGACAUUAUGAACACGAAGCGUAGCCAGAAACAAGAUUUGAUCAACAAAUUCGACCUUUGUCUCCAGACAGAUAUAGCAAAAAUCUUCUCCGAGGUCGAAGAGAUCAGCGAACAAGUCCUCCAGGAAUGGCUGUUGGAUGCCAAUUCAGAUCCGGCUCAGGUUCGCGACUUUUUGAUAGAUCUUUCGGAGCGCCUUAACUCGUGCUAUCGCAAAGCGCAAGAAUACAAAAAGUAUCAAAAAGAAUUCCGGCUGGAAGUGUCCCGAUUUGAUAAACUAACAAUCGUGAUCAAUGAAGUAAAGCUGCGACAGACUCUUUGGGACAGCGUUCAGCAGUGGAAAGACAGUGUAGAGCUAUGGAAUGAGAUAAAAUUUUUCGAAUUGAAUGUGGAAGAAGUGGAAGCUUUGAAUACCAAGGUCCUGAAGAAUUGUGCAAUGCUAGAUAAGAAUUUGCCAAAAAAUGACAUAAUUCCCAAGUUGAAGCUUGAAGCAGAAGACUUCAAGGAGAAAAUACCCGUAUUAACCUAUCUCCGCAAUCCAGCUUUGAAGAAUCGGCACUGGAUAAAAAUUGAACAAAUUUUGGAUAAAAGAGUCGCCGGGGAAGAAGAUAUUUUUUUGCACACUUUUGAAGAUGCAAACGCAUUCGAAAUAGAAAACGCCAAUGAGCUAAUGGAGGUUGCCAAUAUGGCCAGCGCUGAGGCAGGCUUAGAAACACUGCUUAGUAAGGUAGAAAAUGCGUGGAAGGAGUUGGAGUUGGCUGUGGUAAGUCACAGAGAUGCACGGGAUGUAUUUAUUCUCGCUGGUGUUGACGAGCUGCAAACCGUGUUGGACGAAUCCAGCAUUAAUAUUAGUACCAUAGCUGCUUCGAGGCAUGUUGGUCCCAUCAAACCGAAGGUAGACGAUUGGAGUACACAGUUGGACCUAUUUUCACGUACGUUAGAUGAAUGGAUGGUCUGUCAGCAGUCGUGGAUAUAUUUAGAGGCCAUCUUCUCAGCUCCAGACAUUCAACGUCAACUUCCUCAUGAGACGCAAAUGUUUCUUCAAGUUGAUAAGAGCUGGAAAGAUCUUAUGCGACGAACUCAAAAAUCUCCGUUGGCGUUGAGUGCCAUGACUGCUGAAGGGGUCUUGGAUCAACUUCAGAUUAACAAUAUUUUGUUGGACAAAGUAACUCGAUGUUUGGAAGCGUACCUCGAGGUGAAACGAAUGGCAUUCCCAAGAUUCUAUUUCCUUUCGAACGAUGAGUUACUGGAAAUUUUGGCGCAGACUAAAAAUCCCCAUGCGGUGCAGCCACAUUUGCGGAAGUGUUUUGAUGCAAUAUCAAGCAUAGAGUUUGGCAAGAAAAAAACUGAAACCGGCGAGUCUGUGAUGACUAACGACAUUGUAGCAAUGGUGUCCCCAGAAGGUGAAAGAUUAACAUUUGGAAUUGGUCUAAAAGCACGAGGAGCCGUUGAAGACUGGUUAUCAAAAGUUGAGGAAGCCAUGUUCUUAGCGGUAAAAAGAUAUAUGCGGCUGGGUUAUCGUUGCUAUCCAAUGAAGGAUAGAUCAUUUUGGAUGCAGGAACAUCCCAAUCAGGUGGUACUUACUGUUUCGCAACAGCAGUGGUGUGCGGAUGUGCAUUCCAUUCUCGAUGGAACUGGGAAUAUCUCAAGACAGAUGGAAAAUUUCAGGGAUAAACUGAUGAAAAAUUUAGCGAUAUCUGCGUCCAUUGCUCGUACAAACAUAUCGAAACUUGUUCGUAAAGUUUUGUGUGCACUGAUAACCAUCGAUGUUCAUGCUAUGGACACAAUUUGCCACAUGGUUGAUAAACAAAUUACAAAUUCAUCAGAUUUUGAAUGGCUGAAAAUGCUGCGAUACUACUGGAUCCCUGAAAAUGACACCGUUGAAACGAAGAUGGCUUCUGCCAAUUUACCCUAUUUCUAUGAGUAUUUAGGUGCCGGGGGCGUUUUGGUCAUUACACCUCUUACCGAUCGCUGCUAUCUGUGUCUGAUGGGGGCACUACAAAUGGACUUGGGUGGAGCUCCAGCAGGUCCAGCGGGCACAGGAAAAACGGAAACCACCAAAGAUCUUGCAAAAGCUCUGGCAAUACAGUGUGUAGUAUUCAACUGCUCGGAUGGUCUGGAUUAUAAAAUGAUGGGUCGAUUUUUCACUGGUCUUGCUCAGUCAGGAGCAUGGUGCUGCUUCGAUGAGUUCAAUCGAAUCGACAUUGAAGUGCUGUCAGUAAUUGCGCAGCAAUUAAUCACAAUCAGAAAUGCCAAAGCUAUGAAAAUGAAGCGAUUUCUUUUUGAGGGACGGGAAAUAAAGCUAAAACCCUCGUGUGCAGCUUUUAUCACAAUGAAUCCUGGUUAUGCAGGCAGAACAGAACUUCCAGAUAAUCUGAAAGCCCUGUUUCGACCAAUAUCAAUGAUGGUUCCCGAUUACGCACUGAUCGCGGAAGUUAUUUUGUACUCAGAAGGAUUUGAAGCCUCUAAAAUUCUGGCUAAGAAGAUGGUACAGAUGUACAAACUCUGCAGCGAACAGCUUAGUCAGCAAGAUCACUAUGACUUUGGAAUGCGGGCCGUAAAAAGUGUUUUGGUGAUGGCAGGUGCUCUGAAACGAGCUUCUCCCGACCAACCCGAGAACAUAACACUGAUUUGUGCUUUAAGAGAUUCAAACCUGCCCAAAUUUUUGGCAAAUGAUGCUAUACUUUUUAAUGGAAUUUUGGGAGAUUUGUUCCCGGGAGUAGAACUGCCCGAGCCAGAAAGAGGUAGUCUUCAGGGCGCUAUCGAAGCUUGUAUGGAGCAGAGCAAUUUGCAACGAGUACCGGAGUUAGUUCUAAAAACACUACAGUUAUAUGAAACGAUGGUUGUACGAUGGGGAGUCAUGUUGGUUGGACCUACUGGAAGCGGGAAAACCAGUGUGCUGCAUACGUUAGCAUGUGCACUGGAAAAAUUGUAUACUGACAUCGUGGAUGGCCCGUACUACAGACCGGUCAACGUUCAAACUUUGAAUCCGAAAGCAAUCACUAUGGAUGAGUUGUACGGUUUUGUAAACCUUGCCACAAUGGAAUGGAAAGAUGGAUUGCUAGGGCUCGCCAUACGAGCUGCGGUGAACGUUGUGGAAGAGGAACAUCAGUGGGUGGUCUGUGACGGACCGGUGGAUGCGGUCUGGAUAGAAAAUCUGAACACAGUGUUAGACGACAACAAAAUGCUUUGUUUGGCCAAUUCGGAACGCAUAAAACUCACAAGUUGGGUGCACAUGGUGUUUGAAGUGCAAGAUCUUGCACAGGCUUCACCUGCGACUGUAUCUCGCUGCGGCAUGGUGUAUCUGGAUCCGCUGCACUUGGGCUGGUCUCCAUUGAUAGUUUCAUGGUUGAACACCGUAAAGGAACAUCAUCUUGAUCUAGACCUUAAAGAGCAUAUUCAAAUACUUUUCAAUCGUUAUUAUGAUGACAUGAUCAAAUAUCUGAACAGAAAAUGUCGCUGGACCAUUCAUCAAGUGAACAUUAGUAAACUUACAAUGAUGACAAAACUAAUGUUACUGCUGUUGAUAGACACCCAAAACAUCAAUCUGAUGGAGCGGGGAGAUGCUAAAAAUUAUAUUUUCAAAAUAUUUACAUGGAGUGCAUUAUGGUCAUUUGCGGGAAACUUACUGGAUGAAUCGAAAACUGGAUUUGAAAAAUUUCUCCGAAGCCUUUUCGACCAGAACGAAACAACCCUAUUACCUGAUGGGUCUUUAUGGGAUUUUAGGAUCAACCCUGCUUCAAAAACAUGGGAAAAUUGGACCACUGUGCACUUAAAAUUUGAUUAUAAUCCUAACAUAGCGUACUUUGAUCUGCUGGUACCAACACUGGAUACUACGAAGUACGGAUUUGUUGCCGAAAUGCUAUUUAAAAAUCAAUACCCUGUACUUUUCACCGGAGAUACCGGUGUUGGGAAAUCAGUUCUAGCCAGAAACAUUUUAACCAAGCUCAUGAAGGAAAACGUGAUUCCCAUUUUUGUGAAUUUCUCAGCGCAAUCGGAAAGUGCCCGCACCCAGGAAAUCAUUGAAUCGAGACUUGAACGACGCAAAAAGACACUUCUAGGGGCUCCAAUUAACAAAAAGAUUAUAAUCUUCAUCGAUGACGUAAAUAUGCCCAAACUGGAUGUCUACGGAAGUCAGCCACCUAUUGAGUUACUACGUCAGUUCUUGGACUUCCGAGGAGUAUACGAUCGGGAAAAGAUGUAUUGGAAAAGUAUCGUCGAUGUUACUCUCGGUGCUGCAUGUGCUCCACCAGGCGGAGGUCGCAAUAUACUGACGCCACGGUUCAUUCGCCACUUUGCUCUCUUUUCACUCCCAACGCCAAACAGUGACACAAUGAAGACCAUUUUCAAGGCAAUUCUAACGGGAUUUUUGUCUGACUUCAGCAUGGCUAUACGGCCGCUGGCUGACCCCAUAAUAGAAGCUGCUGUUGCGGUUUACGAAAGAAUCUCAGAAGAAUUGUUACCUACGCCAAAGAAGUCGCAUUACGUUUUCAAUCUACGUGAUCUCUCUAAGUGCAUUCAAGGUGUUCUACAAGCAGAGCCAUCCUCCUAUGUUAAUCCAAUUCAAAUGCUACGUUUAUUUUACCAUGAAUCUUUAAGGAUAUUUUAUGAUCGUUUGAUUAGCGAACAUGACAAGUCGUACUUUACCCAGCUCUUGCAAGAUUGUUGCGAAAAAUAUUUUGAAACAACUGUCGUUCAUCAGGACGAAACAGUGUUGUUUGGGGAUUUCAUGAUAUUUGGACAAGCCUCCGACGACCGUGUAUAUGAAGAGAUCAAGGAUACGAAAAAACUGAAAAGCAUACUCGCAGACUAUUUAGAAGACUACAACUCACUGGGGAGCAAAGAAAUGAAUUUGGUAUUUUUCAUGGAUGCUAUCGAGCACAUCGUCCGCCUUGCACGACUUCUGCGGUCGGAGCGUGGAAAUGGUCUUCUGGUAGGUGUGUCCGGAAUGGGAAAACAAAGCUUAUCAAGACUGGCUGCACAUAUUAAUGGCCACCAGUGCCAUCAAAUCGCACUGCGUCGUGGAUACGACCACGCCUGUUUUCAUGAAGAUUUGAGGAAAAUUUACUGGAUUGCUGGCGUACUGAACAAACCCAUCGUAUUCCUUAUUACAGAUACACAGAUUGUGCGAGAGGAAUUUAUGGAAGAUAUAAACAAUAUUCUAAACUCCGGUGAGGUUCCUAAUUUGUUUGAAGGAGAUGAAUACGAAAGGAUCAUCCUCAACGCAAGACAGCCAUGUAUUGAGAGUGGUUUUGCUAAUACGACUCGAGAUGGAAUCUUUGAAUUUUUCAUAAAACGUGUCCGCGCAAACUUACACUUGAUAAUUUGCAUGAGUCCUGUUGGUGACACGUUUAGACGUCGUUGCAGAAUGUUCCCAUCGUUGGUUAAUUGUUGUACUAUUGAUUGGUUUGUGAAAUGGCCUGCCGAGGCGCUCUUAUCAGUUGCGGUGGGAUCCUUGAAAGAUGUGUCGGAAAAUGAAACUCAGUGCAAACAUCUCGCACAAAUUUGUGUCAUGAUGCAUGAGAGCGUUGAAACGAUUUCAGAGAGGUUUUUUAGGGAAAUGCGACGCUAUUACUAUACGACCCCAAGCAGCUAUCUGCAGCUGCUUAAUCAAUAUCGAGUAUUGGUAAACAAGAGGGUUGAAAUAAUCAUACAGAAAAAGGAUAGAAUUGCCAAUGGUUUGAGCAAAAUUCUCGAAACAAAUCUGGUGGUGGCCGAAAUGGGGGAGGAAUUGAAACAGUUUGUCCCCAUUCUGGAGGAGAAAUCAAGAAAUAUGAAAGAGUUGUUGGCCAAACUUGAUAAAGAUAAUACCAUUGCUGAGGGAGUUAAACGUAGUGUGGGUAAAGAUGAGGCAGAAGCCAAAAUGAAAGCGGCUGAAACACAGGAGAUUGCAGAUGAAGCCGCGAAAGACCUUGAGACCGUAAUGCCAACGUUGAAAGCGGCACAAGAUGCCCUCAAAGCAUUGAACAAGAAUGAUAUUAAUGAAUUGCGUGUAUUUCAAAAACCGCCUAGACUGGUGCAGUUUGUCAUGGAAGCUGUGCUCAUACUGUUGGGAUCAAAGACUGAUUGGAAUUCAGCGAAGGUGGUAAUGGCGGAUGUAAAUUUCUUGAAAAAACUUGAGGAAUAUGAUAAGGAACACAUCCCAGAAACAUUGUUAAAGAAGAUCAAGACAUACGUAGAUCAUAAAGAUUUCCAACCUCAAAUCAUUGAAAAAGUUUCCAAAGUGGCCAAGUCAAUGUGUCUCUGGGUGAUAGCAGUGGAAAGGUAUGCCAAAGUGUACAGACAGGUUGAACCGAAGAUUAAAAAACAAAAAGCAGCCGAAGAGGAGCUAAACCAAGUAAUGCAGCUGUUGAAAUCUAAGCAAAACGAACUCGCUGAAAUCGAGGCGAAAAUUCUCAUGUUGAUGUCCAACUUGGAUGAGAAAAGACGUGAGAUGAAGGUUUUGCAAGAUCACAACGAUCUUACCACUACCCGCUUGAACCGAGCUGGUCGACUAACAUCCGCCUUGGCAGAUGAGGAAAUCCGUUGGCGUGAUACGGUUCAGGAACUUACGGCUGAACAGUUUGCCGUUCCCGGUGAUGUACUAGUGGCUUCGGCAUACGUUGCUUACCUGGGAGCUUUUCCUAUGAGCUAUCGCCGUGAACUUUCCAUAAAGUGGGUGGAAGAAUGUCGUAAUUUGAAUAUACCCAGCAGCGCCAGUUUCGACCUAGUGAAAAUUUUGGGAGAUUCGUUCCAAAUCCGGCAGUGGAAUAUGUUCGGAUUACCUCGAGAUGAAAUUUCUAUAGAAAAUGCAAUCAUAUCAACACAAGGUGGUAGAUGGCCUUUGAUGAUUGACCCACAGGAACAAGCCAACCGCUGGGUACGUAACAUGGAAACUGGAAAUGAGCUUAGAAUAAUAAAGCUGACAGAUGCAAACAUGAUGCGCAUUUUGGAGAUUUGCAUUCGACAAGGAAUUCCAAUGCUAAUAGAAGAUAUACAGGAGACGCUGGAUCCUGUUCUGGAAUCUGUUUUGCUGAAACGCAUUUUCAUAUUAAAUGGAAGACCAAUGAUAAAACUGGGUGAUGUUGAUGUCGACUAUGACAGUAAUUUUAGAUUAUACAUGACGACAAAAUUAGCCAAUCCCCAUUUUUUGCCUGAAAUCUGCAUUCAAGUCUGCUUAGUUAACUUUUUGGUUUCACGAAGUGGAUUGGAAGACCAGCUGUUGGCUGAUAUUAUCAAAAUCGAACUUCCGGAAAUGGAGACUCAGCGUAGUAAUCUAAUUGUUCGAAUAAAUGCAGACAAGCAGCAGCUGUUGCUAUUGGAAGACAAGGUACUGAAAUUGCUGUACAGUUCCACGGGAAACAUUCUGGAUGACGAAGAGCUGGUAGAUGCAUUGAACGAGUCUAAAGAAACUUCGAUAAUCAUUGCUGAUCGGCUUAUCGAGACGGAAAAAACUGAAAAAGCGAUCGCCGCAACUAGGGAAAAAUAUCGAAUUCUGGCUUCGCGUGGUGCAGUUCUAUACUUUGUGGUUUCCUCGCUGGCAGAAAUCGAUACAAUGUAUCAAUUCAGUUUACGAUAUUUUUCGCACGUGUACUGUUCGGUUAUCGCUCGACCGCACGAGAAAAUGGAGCUUCCUGAGCGACUGAGCUGCUUACUGGAUGAUAUAACAUUUACCGUCUUUUCUAAUAUCUCUCGGGGACUUCUCGAGAAGCACAAAAUAAUCUAUGGAUUUUUGUUGGCUGUUGCGAUUUGCAAGGAGGACAACGAGUUUACUGAUGAUCAACUACACUUUAUUCUUAGAGGCCCCGCUAGUCGGAAUUAUUCACUUAUUGAUAAACCAGAAUAUGUGACCGAUAACCAAUGGUACAGUUGUAGAUAUUUGGAAGACAGUUUUACAAAAUUUUCGGGACUAUCUCGAGGUUUACGAGAGUUAAUUGAAAUUACAAUCCAGGACUUCACCGCGAAUCUCUCACCCGAAAGUAAAUCAAUGGAAUCGACGAUAGCUUGGAAUAGCAUUCUGUCUGUAUCGGAAAAGUUAAUGCUCAUUGCGGCACUAAAAGAAGAAAGCCUUGUAAUCGCCAUCACUGAAUUCAUUCGAUUUAAGCUGGGCAAACAAUACACAGAACCACCGAAAAACACAACAUUACCAUCGCUAUACGAGGACAUCUCCUCCACGACGCCUCUCGUGUUUGUCCUAUCUCCGGGAUCUGACCCAAUGACAGCUUUAAUCAAGUUUGCACAAGAAAAAGAGUUUGGCGAAAAAUUAUUUUCCAUUUCAUUAGGUCAAGGUCAAGGGCCUGCCGCAGAAGCACUAAUCGACAACGGCACAAAACAUGGCCACUGGGUAUUUCUUCAAAACUGUCAUUUGGCCACCUCUUGGAUGGAGUCGAUGGAAAAAAUUGUAACCAACAUAGCUAUGAGUUUGAAACCGGUUAACGCGUCGUUUCGUUUAUUUCUGUCCUCGAUGCCUGUAAAGACGUUUCCUGUGAGUGUACUUCAGAAUUCCGUCAAAGUUACCAAUGAGCCACCGAAAGGUCUGCGUGCGAAUGUGAUUCGCUCAUUAGAUGAUCUAGAUGCGGGAAGUUUUGAAUUACAUGUAUUAGGACAGUAUUGGAGAAACAUGGUAUUUGGACUGUGUAUGUUCCAUGGAAUAAUCCUGGAACGAAGAAAGUUUGGUCCACUAGGCUGGAAUAUAACUUAUGAAUUCAGCGAAAGUGACAGGGAAUGUGCAUUGCGAACAUUGGAUAUUUAUUGCGAGCGGGAAUUGAAAGCUCCCAUUCCUUGGGAUGCAUUAGAGUACAUAAACGGAGAAAUCACGUACGGUGGAAGAGUGACGGAUAGCUGGGAUCAAAGAUGUCUGAAAUCCAUUUUGAAAAUAUUUUCUUCAAGAAGAAUUCUUUCGGAUGACUACCAAUAUAGUGACAGUGGACUGUACUACUGUCCAAAAGGCCGUAGUUUGGAUGAGUAUAAGGCAUACGCAAAUGGAUUGCCCAUUCACGAUUCACCAGAAGUGUUUGGAAUGCACGAAAAUGCAAAUAUUAUUUUCAAUCGAAACGAAACGAUGUUCUUCAUUGAUACACUUUUGAACAGUACUAGUGGCGGGGAAGCCUUGAGCGAAGCUGCUUUGGCAGCAAUGGAUAAAUUGUGUUUGGAUAAGAUUCAGACUAUAAGAUCAGCAAUCGCCAAAAACAUAAACAGUGACAACCCCUACCCAGAUCUGAUGAAGCGCGAUAACAAAAAUCGUAUACCUUCGUUGACAACUGUACUGCUGCAAGAAAUUGAACGGUUUGAUAAAUUGUUACACGUAAUUCACAGCAGUUUGAAUGAUUUGGAAAAAGCUAUCCAGGGAUUCGUUGUUAUGUCAGAAAGUUUGGAAACCAUAUAUCGAGCAUUUACGAACAAUCAAGUUCCACAAUUGUGGCAUAGCAAAGGGUUUCUAUCUACCAAGUCACUGGGCAGUUGGAUUUUAGAUCUGCAACGACGUGUCGACUCUGUGCAAUCGUGGAUAGACGACGGGCUUCCAAUUUCAUCAUGGAUAUGCGGAUUGUUCUUUCCUCAAUCUUUCCUAACGGGUACACUACAAACCUACUCGAGGAAAAAUGACAUUCCCAUUGAUACGUUGCGCUUUGAUUUCGACAUAAUGAACUGUACCCUUAAUCAACAAGUCAUAUAUGAACGAAGAAUUCGAGGACAAAAAAGCAACUCCUUCUUCGAGGAUCUCAAAGUACCAGAUUACGGGAUUUUAGUGCAUGGUUUGUUUGUCGAAGCAGGUCGCUGGGACAUGAGAGAGGGAGGUUUAUGUGAUGCCAGAAUCGGGGAGCUUGUAUCACGACUUCCAGUGGUUUGGUUAAAACCCUGCAUAACACUGGAUGUUGGGUGUCGGUAUGAAGCACCAUUAUACAAAACCAGCAUACGAGCAGGAGUACUAUCGACUACCGGUCAUUCAACUAACUUUGUACUGGCUAUUUUGUUAGAAACACGCAAACCUCCUGACUAUUGGGUUUUGCGUGGAACCGCUCUGGUGACUCUCGUUAGCGACUAAGACUGAGAAGAGCAUCUAUGUUUGCUUCAACUUCCUUCACAGCUUUUUCCGCGUGUGUCGUGCUAGUAAUCACCUCAUGAACCAUAACUUUUUGAAUAGUCCUGAAAUAGAAUUAAAUAAACAUCUUCUCUUUUUUCGCA